Messenger RNA from Momordica charantia (bitter melon), 1373 nucleotides. Lineage: Eukaryota; Viridiplantae; Streptophyta; Magnoliopsida; Cucurbitales; Cucurbitaceae. The record is from RefSeq and is a predicted model, not a curated record.
UUUUUCUCUCUAUAAAUUAACCAGUAAUCUCCUCCCCCCAUUUGCAGAGAGAGAGACACAGAGGAAAUCGAAAUAACAAAUUAUCAGUUACCAAUUCCAUGGAAGAUCUGAAGCCAAGCCCUGCAAAUUCCUCUCCUCUUACGCCAAUUGGCUUCCUCGACAGAGCCGCCACCGUCUACGGCGACUGCCCUUCAGUCAUCUACGGCUCCACUGCCUACACGUGGUCCCAGACCCACCGUCGAUGUCUUCAACUCGCUUCUUCCCUCUCAUCCAACGGCAUCCACAGGGGCCACGUCGUCUCCGUCGUCGCUCCCAACACCCCCGCCAUGUACGAGCUCCAGUUCGCCGUUCCGAUGGCCGGCGCCGUCCUCAACAACAUCAAUCUCCGCCUUGACGCCCAUACCAUCUCCAUGCUCCUCCGCCACAGUGAAUCCAAGCUCAUCUUCGUCGAUCAGGCUUCUUGCUCCCUUAUUAACGACGCCUUGAAUUUGUUUCCAACAAAAUCCAAACGGCCGGUGCUCGUCCUUAUUGCGGACGAUGUUGCGACAGAGGAGUCUUCUUCACCGAUUUUCGGUGAUUUCGUUGACACGUAUGAGGGAAUGGUGGAGAAAGGGGAUCCAGAGUUCCGGUGGAUUCGACCGCUGAGCGAGUGGGAUCCAAUUGUUUUGAAUUACACCUCUGGAACAACGUCGUCGCCGAAGGGAGUGGUCCAUUGCCACAGAGGAAUUUUCAUGGUGACUCUGGAUUCGCUUCUCGAAUGGGGCAUCCCUAAGCAAUCGGUUUAUUUAUGGACCUUGCCGAUGGCGGCGGUGGUGGCGCGACCGGAUGAGUUCUGGGGGGAGACGCCGUGCGCGUUCGUGAGCUUGAGAGAAGGAUUGAGUCGGAGGCCGACGGAGGAAGAGAUAAUUGAGUACUGCAGAGGGAAGCUGCCGCGGUUUAUGGUGCCGAAGACGGUGGUUUUCAAGGCAGAACUGCCGAAGACGUCGACGGGGAAGAUCAAGAAGUUCGUGCUUAGGGAGAUUGCCAAGUCGAUGGGCCCUGCACGGGCGAGUCGCUUGUAGAAUCAUUGGAUUCAUCCUCAACGACGAUUUUACUUAAUUAUCUUAUCCAAUAAGCUGUGCGUUUACAGUUAAAACAUGUGUCAGGGGGAUAAAUCAGCCCAUUUUGACUCAUUCUUGGCGCCAUGUUACGUGGCUUGAGAUUAAAGUCAUCUGAUUUCUUUGACAUUAGUUGGUUAGUCGUUUUUAUAUUAUUGUUUAAGUUAAAUCACGAAUUCCGUCCUCAUAAUUUGGACGGGGAUUUAAUUUGGUCUGUUUACUUGUUAAAGUUACAAUUUACUCCAUCAAAAAUCAAACUCAUUUUGUUAUAUUUUA